This is a messenger RNA of Elephantulus edwardii (Cape elephant shrew), 933 nucleotides long. Its product is annotated as olfactory receptor 2H2-like. Gene Ontology annotation, biological process: G protein-coupled receptor signaling pathway. NCBI's taxonomy places the organism in Eukaryota, Metazoa, Chordata, Mammalia, Macroscelidea, Macroscelididae. Gene Ontology annotation, cellular component: membrane. Gene Ontology annotation, molecular function: G protein-coupled receptor activity; olfactory receptor activity. The transcript has a single exon. The coding region runs from base 1 to 933 and encodes 310 amino acids. The record is from RefSeq and is a predicted model, not a curated record.
AUGAAAGAAAGAAAUUCCAGCAAUCCAACAGGUUUCAUCUUACUGGGUUUUUCAGAUCUUCCCCAGCUGGAGAGGAUUCUUCUACUGGUCAUAUCUAUUAUAUAUAUUCUGACACUGAUGGGGAACACAACUAUCAUACUUGUCUCAUACUUGAAUCCCAAACUCCACACACCCAUGUACUUCUUCCUCUCUAAUCUCUCAUUCCUUGACCUCUGUUUUACCACCAGUAUUGUCCCACAGAUGCUUUGGAAUCUAAAAGGUCCUGAGAAGACUAUUAGUUUUACUGCUUGUGUGAUCCAAGUAUACUUUGUUUCAGGACUGGGCUCCACAGAGUGUGUUCUUCUGACUGUUAUGGCCUAUGAUCGCUUUAAUGCUAUAUGUAGACCUCUCCGUUACGGCACUAUCAUGAACCCCAAACUCCUUUGGCAAUUAUCAGCUGUAUCUUGGAUCAGUGGUUUUGUGGAGUCCACAUUACAGACAACACUUGUUUUUCAAUUAUCUCUAUGCAGCCACCAUAGGGUGGAUGAUUUUUUGUGUGAAGAGCCCGCUCUCAUAAAAAUUGCAUGUGUGGAUACAACCUUCUUGGAGAAUGAGCUGGCCAUAGCUUGUGGCCUUUAUGUGGUUUUGCCUUUGGGACUCAUUUUGGUCUCCUAUGGCUGCAUUGUAAGGAGUGUGCUGAGAAUAAAAUCAGCUGAAGGCAGAAGGAAAGCCUUUGAAACCUGUGGGUCUCACAUGAUGGUUGUGGUUUUAUUCUUUGGGACUGUAAUUUCUGUCUACAUCCAACCCAAGAGCAAGUAUACCCAGAAUCAUAGUAAGUUCCUCACACUUUUCUAUACUGUGGUGACUCCCUCACUUAAUCCUUUAAUCUACACUUUGAGAAACAAAGAAGUUAAAUCAGCUCUGAAAAGGCUGCUCAUAAGAGAAUCCAGUUAG